Molecule: messenger RNA, 351 nt
Organism: Canis lupus familiaris (dog)
Lineage: Eukaryota; Metazoa; Chordata; Mammalia; Carnivora; Canidae
Product: 60S ribosomal protein L36-like
Biological process (GO): cytoplasmic translation
Cellular component (GO): ribosome; cytosolic large ribosomal subunit
Molecular function (GO): structural constituent of ribosome
Source: RefSeq, a predicted model, not a curated record
AUGGCUCUGUGCUACCCUACGGCCAUGGACGUCAAUGAGGACCACAAGUUGGCUAAGAAUAUCAGUGACCACAGCCACUACCAUGGGCGCCUCACCAAGCAUAUCAAGUCUGCGCAGGACAUGAUCCUCUGGAUCAUGUGAGGCUUCGCUCCAUACGAGCAGUGUGCCAUGGAGCUGCUCAAGGUCUCCAAGGACAAGUUCACCAAGAGAAGGGUGGGGACACACAUUUGUGCCAAAAGGAAAAGAGAAGAGCUAAGCAAUGUCCUGGCAGCCAGGAGGAAAGUGGGAGUCAAGAAGGACUUCACUCCCUCCCCUGUCUGUAAUAAAGCCUGUUUUAUUCUAACUUCAUAA